This is a messenger RNA of Zea mays, 1076 nucleotides long. Lineage: Eukaryota; Viridiplantae; Streptophyta; Magnoliopsida; Poales; Poaceae. The record is from RefSeq and is a predicted model, not a curated record.
GGGCUGCAACGUUUUUGGCCCCCUGCCCAGCUACAAUGGCAGCGGAGCGGGCACUGCUGAACAAAGUCUAAUGGCAACAACGAGCCCACGUAGGCGACUUCCAAUCGUGUGGCCGAAAGGGCCCGGCCCACCACGGCCGCUGCCCGCCGCCUAGCAUCGCCUACUCGCCUUGCAGUUGCAGGUUAGCAGCACUGCAGCGGUAGCCACCCACCAAGAGAGAAGAACCGCAGUCCCGCUCCUUCCCUGCCGGCUGCCGCUGCCCCGUCUCUGUCUCCAACUCCGAAUAUGUCGUCCUCGCCCCUCCCCACCACCUCCGGCGGGGCUCACAUCUUCCCGUCUCCGCCUCGACCGCGCCACCGCCGGUGCUCCCAAGUAAUCGUCGCCGCCGCCGCUCCGCCCCGUUCCUACGGCGUCGGUCGCCGCGCCGUCUCCCUAGCCGGCGUCGCCGCCUGGCUUGCCACUACCGUCGGCCGGGCAGACGCGGCCAGUCCAUUUGACAAGUACGUCAAGAGGAAGAAGCUGGAGCCUUUGGAGACCUACGUUCCGGCUGUCCUGCUGACCAUUGACCAAUUCGUUGAUCUAGAGAAAUCCUUAGAAUUUGAGAAACCAAGGUAUGACGAGAGCAGAUCAUUACUUCGCUCUGGACCGGCAUCAUCUUUAAGAGUCAACAUUCGGGCAGUGGCACAAUAUGCUUCUAGUAAUGGUCAAGGCAAGGCUGCAUCAGAUGCUGUGGACGAGUGCUUACGAGCACUGGAAGAUCUCGACUCACUACUACUACAUGCAUCACGGAAUGAUCCGUCAGCAUCCGUUGAAACCAUGAGGAGCAAGAUCAGUGUUGCCCUUGCAGCAUUAGACAAUCUCUUGCAAACGGUGCCAUCUGCAGUACUGGAUAAAGGAAAGGCGAUUGCUGAUGCAUACCGAACUCCAGUAGAUGAUUAUGUAGAGGGCUGAAACAGUUGGAGGAUAUUCUUUAAGGCUGAAUUUUGUUAGGUUCUAUAUCAUGUAUACCUGUUUGGAUUACUAAAUUCCUCGAACUGUACAUCCCAAUUUAUAAUUCGUUUGCUUUUUUUUAUGAA